Molecule: messenger RNA, 1077 nt
Organism: Vanderwaltozyma polyspora DSM 70294
Lineage: Eukaryota; Fungi; Ascomycota; Saccharomycetes; Saccharomycetales; Saccharomycetaceae
Gene: SHO1
Product: osmosensor SHO1
Exons: 1
Coding region: 1-1077 (358 amino acids)
Molecular function (GO): protein binding
Source: RefSeq, a predicted model, not a curated record
AUGAUUCCAAGCAGGGCUAAUGCUAAGGCUCGUAGAGCUGGUCAUCAUGUAAGGCAUUCUUUUGGUAUUAGCAAUUUAGUAGGUGAUCCAUUCGCUAUAUCUACUAUUUCAAUUUCGAUGAUUUCUUGGGUUAUUACACUUGGUGGUUCAAUUGCUUCAGCUACUGAUAGAGAAUCGUUCCCAAGGUUUACUUGGUGGGGGAUUGCUUACCAAGCUCUACUUUUGUUUAUUAUGAUUGUAAUUUACUGUUACGAUCUGGUGGAUUAUUAUAAAGGUUUCAUCUCUUCUGGUAGUGGUGUCGCUUUUAUUUACAAUACAAAUAGUGCAACUAACCUGGUUUACAGUAAUGGUGCAAGAAAAGCUGCUGCCUCAGCUGGUGUUAUACUGUUAUCUGUGAUUAAUUUGAUUUGGGUUUUCUAUUACGGUGGUGAUAAUGCUUCUCCUACAAACCGUUGGAUCGAUUCCUUCUCUCUACGUGGUAUCAGACCUUCUGCUUACGAAGAUGCUUUAAUUAGAUCUUUACGUCGUAGGUCUGCUGUUCACAGUAGAAAUUUACAAAAUGCUGCUUUAGAGAGAGAAAACUUACAUCUAUCAACAAACUUAUACAAUGGGGUCGACCAAAAUCAAAAUUACGUCUCAGCAGUGGGCUUAACUGGGUUCGAAAAUACUAAUCCAAAUUCAACCAAUUCAAAUUUUAAUAGCCCUUACAGAGAUCAACAGAAUGAUGAGGUUAUUAGUAUGCAAAUUCGUAAUCCUACUGAUACUUUGAAGACAAGUAAUGAAAAUGUAAAUACUUUUGUAACAGAGUCUUCGAAUGGUAAUACUGAAACCACUAUGGGCGAUACUUUAGGUUUAUACAGUGAAUUCGGAGAUGAAUCUUUCCCUUACACUGCAAGAGCCUUGUACUCAUAUCAAGCUGAUGAUGCUGAUGGUUAUGAAGUUUCAUUCGAACAAGGUGAAAUAUUAAAAGUCAGCGAUAUCGAGGGUAGAUGGUGGAAAUCUAAGAAGGAGACCGGUGAAGUAGGUAUCAUCCCAAGUAAUUACGUACAAUUAAUAGAGGAUGACGAAGGUAUAUGA